AUGCAUUUAGCCCAAAUCAUAGAGUCGACUGGGAUGUACGACGACAUGGUAGUUGCGCUGACACACCGAUUGGAUACUAUCAACAGAAUCACACUUGCUGCCUACCAUGCCUGGACGAGACCAAGACGGGAUUCUUGGAUGAUGGCAGAUUCAGUGUCGGAGCUUGGGAUCUUGUUUCGGUCGAUUGUCUCUCAAGUCUUGGAACCGUUGUGGAUACUUUUCCGUGAGAUGCGACAACAACACGAGGAAGUGGGCAGGUCCCAGGGAGACGAAGAGAGUAUUCGUAUCUUGCUGCAAGUCGAGAUUGUUAUAGCCUCUCUCCUGCGGACAUUAAUCAUCAUUUGCGAGAACCAGAGCAGCGAGACUCAUCUGCUGGAGUUCACAGGUCUUUUCUACCUUGUAGUUCGCAUCUUUGAUGAGGCUCUGCUGCCCAUGCACCUGUCACCCGAGUGCGAUGAAGAUGUGGUACACUUGGUCGCGGGCCUAUUGACGUUAUUCCAGAUCUUUAGGACGCUCGAGCAUGUUAAUCUAGUGCCUGCCAUUCAAGACCAACUUCUCUCGGGAUUGCUAGUGCAUGACAUGCACAGUUAUCUUGGAGCCGGCAACCAGGGGACUGAACAAGAAGAAGAAUGCCGAGUAGCUUGCCAACGAUGGGGGAUUGCUUUCUAUUACUUGCAGCUUCGAUUUCACAAGUGUCCAAGCGCCGAGGAGGGAUCGCUGUCACGCGCAAUGUUGAAAUUGCAUGUCGGGGAGGUCUUGGUGUGGUUCUGGAGUCAUGACGGUAGUUCUCUGAAGGAUUGUAUCGCCAAGGAUCCUCCGCCCACUCUUCUUCGAAUGUUUGGUUCCAUAAGACGAUUUUUCGCGAUAUAUGUCAACUUCUCGAAUCGACCCCCAUGGAAGCGAGCCAAGUCGACCCUCGUUGGCGCAUCCUCUGUGUCGUCUGCAGUAUUAUCAAUGUUGAACUACCUUUGGGAAAUGCUUGAUAUUGUUGUACCGCUGCUCAAACCCUGCGACAGGAAAGAGCCCUUGAUAGAGUGGGAAGGAUAUCAGAACCUGAAGCGAGUGAUAGGCAAGCUGCUCUUUCAGGUGGAGCAGUGCCAGGCCGGUACUGUCUGGCAGGGGCAGCAUCAGUUGACGAGGUUCUUCAAAACUAUGUGGUCUAACAUCCGCGUACUAUCAAUUCAACUCGAUGUUGACGAUGAGUAUAUCUUGGAGGAUCAGUCGGACUUGUUGACAUCGCUUUGGGAGGCCGUGCACGACCUCAUGGACCGCCUCUUCCUCCCUUCACCAGAGACCGCCCUCUCAAACACGAUGAACCAACAUGGAGUCGACUGGCAGGAAACAUGGAGCUGUGUAGCUGACUGCGCCGUCGAAGCGGACGAUAGGGUCCAGGGGCAGCAGGGUGAAUAUGAAGAUACGAAGGAGGAUAAGCAGGUCAUGUCGCAGUUGGGACGCGCCGUGUCCGAUAUUCUGACGCUCAUGAGGAUGGCACGUUAUACCAUCGUUCACGAGGGACCAAAGCAAGGACACCAAUGCCGCCAACUGGACCUCGAGUUCGUCUCCUGGAUCAUGGAUUUGAUCGAUUCACAGCCCGUGACCGAUGCUGCGCAGACAUUGCGCGACCUGUCAGUAGUCGCUCUAGCUCCAGUUACCAUACCAGCUCCAGCUACAACUCCAACAGAGUCCAAUGAGUUUACGUGGUCGUUGAAUGAGUUGACCAGGAUCCGCGAGGAGUGUGUGCGUGCUCAAGCCCGUUAUCGUAACUAG
Linnemannia hyalina is the source of this 1767-nucleotide messenger RNA. The record is from the annotation of a GenBank genome assembly. NCBI's taxonomy places the organism in Eukaryota, Fungi, Mortierellomycota, Mortierellomycetes, Mortierellales, Mortierellaceae.